AUGGACUCAGCAUAUCAAAGUCAUAAGAGUCUCAGUAUUCUCAAUCGCCUACCCCUCGAGCUUCUGAAUCAAUUUAUCUACACUCUGCCUAACGCCGACAUCAAAAAUCUCCGCCUGACGUGCUCUUAUCUCGGGAACAGAUCUCUUCCCCGCUUCAACCGUGUGUUUAUAUCUACCAAUCUGCGCGACAUCGAAGUUCUCACCUUGAUUGCGAACCAUGAUGUCUUUCGGUUCAAAGUGACCGAGAUCAUCUACGAUGAUUCGCGCUUUGGCCACCCUUGGAGCAGUCGGUAUAAAGAGAAGCAUAGAGACCCGGAAGAUCCCAUGAGAGUGCCGUACUGGUUUAGAAGAUUUUUCCAUUGCACCAUAAAUGUUAUCAACGCUAAGGAGUGGGAGUUCGUGUCCAUACCUCAUGUCAAGGAGGCUUUUAAGAAGCGCCGCACCAUGGCUGAGUCAUAUCAGGUAUAUCGCAAGCUCAAAUCACAGCAAGACGAAGUGCUUGAGUCAGACCGGGACGCUGACGCUCUGAGACGUGGUCUCUUACGCUUCCCAAACCUAAAAAGAGUUACUAUGAGUCAGGCUGCUCAUGGGAUUCUUGGAAGAUCUCUGUAUCCCACGCCUACCAUAAAAUCUUUUCCAGAAGGCUUUAUCUACCCUCUGGAACGUGAAUGGCCUAGGUCAGCCCCAUAUGAGGAGCAUCCCCUUACGGCCUGGAAUGAAACAUCUAAAAGAGAAUGGCGUGGAUUCUGUGUCAUGACGAAGCAGAUCGCUCAGCAUAUCCGACAGAACCCGAUGUUCAAGCUCUCCGAGUUUGUUAUGGAAAGCCGGAUUCUUUGGACAGGAAUUAACUGCCGUGUCUUUGAAAACCCCAAUAGUGAUGAGUACCACGAUCUUGUUACAAUCCUCAGUCACCCUCCCCUGAGACGCUUGGAGUUAUCACUUGCCUGCGAUACUGAGUCCAGGCAAAACUGGCCCUCUUUCCGUUCCGGCCUCCUCUUCAGGGCUCUAAGCAAAGCAAAGAACUUGCAAGAUCUGCGCUUUGAUACUAGCAUUCCGAUUGUGAGCAGGACGUGGCACAACUUUGUGGAGUAUGAACAGAAAGGAAUGCCACUACGGAGCAUGUUCCCCGUCAAGGACUGGUCUAACAUACGGCGCUUUGCCCUUUCUCGAUCUUUUGUCAAACAGAGAGAUGUUAUGGCCUUCAUUUCUACGCUUCCAUCGUCACUAGAGUCGCUUGAGCUGAGCUUUCUGAGCUUCCUGCCCCAGGAGGGAACUUAUAGGGACUUGUUACGGGACAUGCGGUAUAACUUGGGGUGGAGGGAAAGGUUGGUGCGUGAUCAGCCAAAGCUCAUUGUAUUUGUCGUUGAGAAUGAACUCACGAUGGAUGGCGUUGUUAUAGACUUGAGUCUUGCGGCGAUGGACUAUGUGUAUCGCCACGGAGAAAAUCCAUUUGUAGAAGAGCAGAUCAUGGAGGUUCUUGAGGGUGAAGGGAGAACAGUAGAUCUUCUUGAUCCGGCGUAUGACGAGAGAUGGUAA
Molecule: messenger RNA, 1536 nt
Organism: Fusarium proliferatum ET1
Lineage: Eukaryota; Fungi; Ascomycota; Sordariomycetes; Hypocreales; Nectriaceae
Exons: 1
Coding region: 1-1536 (511 amino acids)
Source: RefSeq, a predicted model, not a curated record